GCGGUUCCACCGGCUGCAGCGGACAUUCGGGCCCAAGGGAAAGAAGAAAAUGUGGAUUUACUACAACGAGAUGGCAUUUCUGAUACCGCACAUCGAACCCAGAGACUACAAGAUGUCCGGAGCCUUCGACGGUGCCGAAUUCAACGACGAGUGCAACGCGGACAUGAUGGACAACAACAGCCGGACGGCCGCCGACACCCAUGCCGCCGACAUGGUGUCCAUCGCGUCCGACAUGUGCGAGGCCGAGUUGACGACGCCGCCGAUCGGCAGCGCGCCCGGGUGCCAGUGCUUCAACGGCAUCGGUCUGCACGUGCCUCAGGAACCGUCGGCCAUGAUGAUGAUGGAACCGGGCGGCGUGGUCGGCGGUGGCGUCAAGCGCAAGGGGUCGGACGACUCGUCCGAUUCGGCCACCGACUCGGACGAACACUUCGCGCUCAGUUGCGUCGCGUCGCUGCGCCGCCUGCCAAUACGGAAAAACGCCGAAAUGCGCAUGAGGAUCUUGCACAUGCUCUACGAGGCCGAGUAUGGCGAAGAGCUAGUUUUGCGAUGAAUUCACUCGCGUCUAUAGUCGUGAUUUUUAUAUUUUUCGCGACUUUUGUACAUAAUGUUUCACUAUUAUUAUUAUUAUUAUUAUUAUUAUUAUUAUUAUUAUUUAGUACACUGCUAUAUAGUAAUUAUAUUCUUAUUUUGACAUGCAUAUUAUGUUGUAUUGAUGUAUAGCUGAUGAUGUAUAAUUUUAGGGCCAAAACUAUUUUACUUACCUGUAAUAUUACAUUGUGGCAAUUGUAUACAAUUUAAGUGAUUUAUUUGUAAUGAUGAAAAAUAAAAAAAAUAAAAACAUAGAAUU
This is a messenger RNA of Diuraphis noxia (Russian wheat aphid), 847 nucleotides long. RefSeq lists its product as uncharacterized. Gene Ontology annotation, cellular component: nucleus; transcription regulator complex. The record is from RefSeq and is a predicted model, not a curated record. Gene Ontology annotation, biological process: regulation of transcription by RNA polymerase II. Gene Ontology annotation, molecular function: DNA binding. Lineage: Eukaryota; Metazoa; Arthropoda; Insecta; Hemiptera; Aphididae.